Messenger RNA from Episyrphus balteatus (marmalade hoverfly), 2370 nucleotides. RefSeq names its product zinc finger protein 624. The transcript is spliced from 5 exons. Lineage: Eukaryota; Metazoa; Arthropoda; Insecta; Diptera; Syrphidae. Gene Ontology annotation, molecular function: RNA polymerase II transcription regulatory region sequence-specific DNA binding; DNA-binding transcription factor activity, RNA polymerase II-specific. Gene Ontology annotation, cellular component: nucleus. Gene Ontology annotation, biological process: regulation of transcription by RNA polymerase II. The coding region runs from base 16 to 1881 and encodes 621 amino acids. The record is from RefSeq and is a predicted model, not a curated record.
GAUGCUUUUAUAAUUAUGAAAAUGGAUAAUGGAAAGCCUUCAUCAUCCUUAAAUUUACCAUUAAAUGCGGAAGCAACAAGCAGUACAGAUAAUAAUGUAUGUUCAAUUUGUAAAUGUGCUGAUGGAAAAAUUGCAGAAAUUUCGGAUGUAGAUGAACUAAAAAGCAUUAAAAAUCAAAUCAUAGAGCACUCGAGUAUAAUAAAGAAAGUAACACAUGCUUGCUUGAAAUGCCUAUACAAAUUAUACACGUUCAUUGAGCAAAAUCGAAUCGAAGAUUAUAAAAAAUCUCGAAACCAACAACUUUUUGCUGUUGGUGAUUUGAUUGUUGAAACAGGGGGAAUUCGACCUUCAAUCUCAUUAUCAUCAAAUUCAUCCUCCUCUUCGAAUAUUUCAAUAAUUCCUGAUGAUAAAAUAUUCGAAAGAGAGUUUUUUGGAGGAAAAAAUAUAGAAUAUGAAAAUGAUAGUGAUGAAAACAAUAUAGGUAACGAAGAGGCUGAGCCGGAAAACGUUGUUGAAGGAGCAUGCAUUGAAGAUCAUCACUAUCCCAGAAUCAAUUUUGAUCAUUCAUCUCAGUUAGCCAUCUUGUUUGAGCGUUCUGAGUCAGCCUUAGUAUCUGAAUCAGGUGGAAACCCCGAUCAGUACAAACCGCGACCGCAAAGAUGUUUAUACUGUCCAAAAACCUUUGUUAGGCCAAAAAUGUUCAAUAGACACCUUCGUUCACACGAAAGUAAGCUUCGGAGUCGCAGUCGAAGUUCUUCUAAGUUUCGCGCUACUCCAACAAACAUUGUUUUCAAAUGUGACGAUUGUCCCACUACAUUUUCUAGUUCUCAACUGCUAAGGAAGCAUUCGAAAAUUCAUCUCAAGCAACAUAGUUGCAAUUAUUGUCAUCUUUAUUUUUUCACUACUUGUGAACGUGAUAUCCAUCAAGCCGAAUGUUUUGGAAAAGAAAUGGCAAAGACGUCUAUCACGAGACAUUCAACUCGAUCCGUUACUCGAAGUUUGGCCGCGCGAUCACAGUAUUCGCAGUCCGAUAAAAAUCAAGAAUCAAAAAGUCAGUCUCGAUCUAUAUCUAGGAUUUAUUCUACAAGAAAUCCCAUUCAAUCUCUUGGUUAUGACGAUGAAGAUAAUGAUGAUGACGAAGUAUCGGUAUCAUGCUCUGAUCAUUUUAGCCUCGUUCAAAGUUGGGUAAAUAAGACAUGCAAAAUGCUUAGCUCUGAAAUUGUUGGUGAGCCACCAGUUGUUUUAUCUCAAAAGGAAUAUGACAUAGUCAUGCUGGAAAGACUUAUAGAGCAGUCUGAAAUUUAUCAGUACACCUGCACUUUUAUUGGAUGUGAUUAUAUAACAAGCAGCUUAAGAGAUAUGUCCUUCCAUGAAGUAAAAACUCAUAAAUCCAAAACAUACUACAACUGCCCAAAAUGUAAAGGACGUUUCACUUCAAAAUUGUUCCUCGAUUAUCAUUUGUAUAUGCAAAACUAUGGCGAAUAUCAUUGCAAUAAAUGUACAAUGACUUUCAUUUAUGAGUAUAAACUUCAACAUCAUUUACUACAGCACCAACAACAUGAAUCUUUUCCUUGUUUGUAUUGUGAUUCGAGUUAUAUGUCAGAAACAGAGUUACGAAUACACGCAAUUGAAACUGGACAUAAUACAAAAAAGAGAAAAAAGACCAUAUCAAUUGAUCGAUCAAUGACAAUUGCAAAUGAAACCGCUCCUACACCUCUCCCACCAAAAAGAAUGUACCAGUGCAAGGAAAAACUGUUGUAUUUGCCAAAAACGGAAACGAAACGGCCUAUGCAAAUAAUUUGGCCAAAAUACACCAAAAUAUUCUUAGGAGAUUUGGACUUUGAAUAUGAGCCAGGCAGAAAUUGUGCCAGAACUAAUUAAAUAUAAGUAUGUUUAUAAUAUUAUUUUCUUUCCUAUUCUUUUUAUACAUACAUUUAGUAUACCCUUUUUUCUGCAGUGAUGAAUGUAGAUUUCGAUUUUAAAGUGUUUGUAUGUCAUUUUGCUUGAUAAAAAAAACCAACAAAAUAACCAACAAAUCCUUAAUGUUAAAAAAACGUAAGUGUGCGUGUACGCAAAAAGGUUAGAUCUUCUAUCUUAAAAUCUAGAGUAAAUCUGGACUAGUACUAAAGUAACUACGGAGUACAAACCCUUUACCCUUUUGAAUUGAAUUGAAUUUUAUUUAGCUUCAAAAACCAUUUAGAUAUAAUUUUAACAUUUUAUCACUCAAAGCUAAACAAAUUAGAGUUUUUUUCUUAUUUGUAUAAUUUUUUAAAUUAAAAAGUAAAAGUUAAUAAUAUGUAAUGAAAAAUAAAUUAAUAAAUACUUGUAUUUUGUAUAUAUUCAUUCAAUAUUCGUUUGAAAAAAUUGAAA